Nerophis ophidion (straightnose pipefish) is the source of this 9591-nucleotide messenger RNA. Its product is annotated as membrane-associated phosphatidylinositol transfer protein 2-like. The transcript has 27 exons. Bases 772 to 5172 code for a protein of 1466 amino acids. The record is from RefSeq and is a predicted model, not a curated record. Gene Ontology annotation, biological process: phospholipid transport. Gene Ontology annotation, molecular function: phosphatidylinositol binding; phosphatidylcholine binding; phosphatidylcholine intramembrane carrier activity. Lineage: Eukaryota; Metazoa; Chordata; Actinopteri; Syngnathiformes; Syngnathidae. Gene Ontology annotation, cellular component: cytoplasm.
AACUUGACACUCUGACGUUCUUGUAAGGACUGUAAAGUCUCGCAUUGCUUCAGACUUACGGAUUGACAACUUAACGAUGGCGGACCCACUUCGGCGCCGCCGCCUCCUCCCUACGUCGUCAUGUGUCGCCCGCCCUUCGACCUCCACACUUCGGCGGUGCUUCACCUGAGCACCAGAGACGGGUGGUGUUUCCCGGAUGAGCCUGAGCCGCCAACUCCCGCCCAAACCGCUGCUAGCGAAUUCAAGGGCAUUUUUGUUGGGUGUUUUAGCUAACUUCCGCCCGUACUGAAGACGGGGCGCUUGUGAGAGUGUGAUUGACAUGUCUCGCAUACACACUGGAUGGUGGUGACGACGACGGCGGCGACGAUGUUUGUGGACGCGUCAUUUGUUGGCGUUGAAUCCGGGCCGAGGAUCCAAACACUCGGUGUCGUCAAGGAAAUCGCUUGCUGACUUAUAUUUCACCGGGGUGCGCUCGUAUCACUCAUGGCCUUCUUUGUGGACCUCGCCGGGUGGGCGGUGGCUCCUGCUUGACCCCUGAGAACCCUCCUCGUCCCCGCCUAUACAAAGUGGACGAACUUUGACUUUUUAGGCUGGCAGGGUGCAUCGCAGGACCCAUCAAUGUGGACCUCAGCGACUGAUUUGACGAGUCGCUUGUAGGAGCCUCCGGAGUUUUCUCCUGUCCUUCCCUUUCCCUUCCCUCCUCCCCUAACCCACCCUUCCCUUCAUCCUUUUCCUUUAUCAGUCCUUUUCCACCCCCCCCCCCCCUUCAUCAUGCUUAUCAAGGAGUACCGCAUCCCCAUGCCCAUGAGUGUGGAGGAGUACCGCAUUGCCCAGCUCUACAUGAUCCAGAAAAAGAGCAGAGAAGAGAGCUCUGGCGAAGGCAGCGGCGUGGAAAUCUUAAAAAACAAACCGUAUACGGACGGACCGGGUGGAAGCGGCCAGUACACCCACAAGGUUUACCACAUUGGCAUGCACAUUCCGAGCUGGUUCCGCUCCAUCUUGCCCAAAGCAGCGCUGAGGGUUGAAGAGGAGUCGUGGAACGCCUACCCUUACACCCGCACCCGGUACACCUGUCCCUUUGUGGAAAAGUUCUCCAUCGACAUUGAGACGUACUACCUGGCCGACACCGGUACCCAAGCAGAUGUUUUCAACUUGUCUGCGGCAGACAAGAGGCAGAGGACAAUUGACCCCAUCGACAUAGUGAUCGAAUCUAUCCCACCACAUGAGUAUAAAGCCGAAGAGGACCCACGGCUCUACAAGUCGGCCAAGACUCAGAGGGGUCCUCUUAAGGAUGACUGGAUAGAAGACUACAACAGCAAUCCAGGAAAGACCCCCAUCAUGUGUGCCUACAAGCUGUGCAAGGUGGAGUUCCGCUAUUGGGGCAUGCAGUCCAAGAUUGAACGCUUUAUCCAUGACGUUGGCUUAAGAAAGAUAAUGGUGCGUGCCCACCGGCAGGCCUGGUGUUGGCAGGAUGAGUGGUAUGGCCUGACCAUGGAGGACAUCAGGCAGCUGGAGCUGGAGACCCAGCGCACCCUGGCUGAGAAGAUGGCUCAGUUCGGCCAGGUGGAGGAGGCCACAGAGGCCAAUGGAGGAAAGGCGUCGCCGGUCCAAAAACAGGAGGCACAGGAUACCAACAGCUGCAUGGAGGCGGAGGAGGUGGUCUUCAGCAAUGUUACAGACACGCUUCAGCCCCGAGGAGUGCUCACCAAGCAAUGGUCCACCUCGUCCAGAUCCUCCCGCUCCUCCAAAAGAGGAGUGAGCCCAUCACGCCACAGCCUCUCGGAGUGGCGGAUGCAGAGCAUAGCACGAGACUCGGACGACGGCUCUGAAGAGGAGUUCUUCGAUGCUCAUGAGGACUUCUCAGAUGGCGAGGAGGUCUUACCCAAACCCUUAACCAAGUGGAGCUCCAAUGACCUCAUGGACAAGAUCGAGACCUCAGACGUGGAAGAAACUCCCGGUGAGAUGACCGUGGACUACGACUCAGCGACCAGCAGACAAGGGCUAGACGAGAUGCGAGGCUGCGUUAGCGUCCCAGCCAAUAGCUCUCCUAUUCCUACCAUCACAGUAACACUACACCAGUCAGAGAGCUCGGCCCAGCAGUGCCUGCAGCCUUCCAAGAUCCACGUGCUCAUCUUGGUUCUCCAUGGAGGCAACAUCCUCGACACGGGCGGCGGGGAGCAGAGCGGCAAGCAGGCCGACGUCAACACCAUCAGCUUGGCUUUCGAGACAGUCAUGCGUGUUCACUACCCCGCCGCGAUGGGACGCCUGGCCAUCCGCCUGGUCCCGUGCCCCGCCAUUUGCGCCGAGGCCUUCUCCCUGGUGUCCAACCUGAACCCAUACAGCUACGAUGAAGGCUGUCUGUCCAGUAGCCAAGAUCACAUCCCGCUGGCUGCGUUGCCCCUCUUGGCCACCUCAGCGCCACAAUACCAGGAGGCCGUGUCCACCGUCAUCAUCAGAGCCAACCAGGUGUUUGCCGACUUCAUCAAGUCUCUGGAUGGGGCUACGUUCUCUGGCCAGGUUUGCCUCAUCGGGGACUGUGUAGGAGGAAUAUUAGGGUUUGAUGCUCUGUGCAGCAGCAACCAGACAGUCAAUGAAAGCCAGAACAGCAGCCGGAGGGGCAGUAUCGUCAGUGUGCAGGACCAGGACCUUCUCUCUCCAGGCACCAUCAUCAAUUGCGGGCAGGGUUCCGCCUCACCAACCCUGGAGGGCAGCCGGCACCUGAGUCGCAGCAACAUCGACAUCCCUCGCACGAUGCCAAGCGAGGACAAGAGACCACUGGCACGCAAGAGAAGUGACUCUUCUACCUACGAGCUGGACACCAUAAAGCAACAUCAGGCCUUCCUGUCCAGCUUGCACUCCAGCGUCCUGCGGGGCGACGCGACCCCACGCAGGUCCAGCAGCAGCACCAUGCUGGACGGGGCCAUGCUGGGGAAGUUUGAAUUUGAAGUGUCUGACUUUUUUCUCUUCGGCUCUCCGCUGGGCUUGGUGCUGGCUUUAAGGAAGACUGUCAUCCCCAUGCUGGAUGUGGCCCAGCUGCGUCCCGCCUGUCAGCAGGUCUACAACCUAUUCCACCCUGCCGAUCCUUCCGCCUCCCGCCUGGAGCCUCUUCUGGAGAGGAAGUUCCACCUGUUGCCUCCCUUCAACGUCCCCAAAUACCAACGCUUUCCCCUGGGGGAUGGGAAUUCGGCUCUGCUGGUGGAGACAGUCCAAAGCAACGCUCAGCUGCUACUUGAUAGCGGGCCUCCUCUGUCGCUUCGCUGUCAGGAGACCAUCAGUGAGACCUGCAUCCCUGUGCCGGUGCUAAACUGGCAGGAUGGCGGCCUCAGAGUCACACCCACCACUCUGGAGUCGGAUGUUGUUCAGUCUCAUGGUGGUGUCUUCAUGGAAAGUUCAUUCCCCUCAUCCCCUGUAACGGUCCCCUUCUCACGGGGCCUGCGGCGAUCCAGUGAGGUCAGCAUUGCCAGCCAGGUGUCAGGAAUGGCAGACAGUUACACUUCCAGCAACAUAGCCAACACCAAAACACACACUUUUAAUCGAACCAAAAGCUCCCGCCUUUUGUCCCAACUGGCCCUGUCGUCUCAAAACAAAAUAUUCCUGAAACCACCCCCCAAGUCCCGUAAGAAACAAAAGGCCAAACAGGCCUUGCAAGAAUCCUCCGAGGGGGAUCUGCCAGCCGAGCGAGACUGGACCGAGACCGAUACAUGUGGCAGUCUAAGUCCCUCCGGCUACACCUGCUUGUCACCCGUCCUGGACUCUGCUAUAUGUGAUCUGAUAUCGCUGGACUCCCAGGCGGAGGUGGAUCAAGUUGCAGCACGUUGGUGGGGCACCAAGCGGAUGGACUUUGCCCUCUACUGCCCAGAUGCUCUGACCGCCUUCCCCACCGUGGCGUUGCCUCACCUCUUCCACGCAUCCUACUGGGAGUCCACCGACGUGGUGUCCUUUCUCUUGAGACAGGUCAUGAGACACGACAACUCCAGCAUCCUGGAACUUGACGGGAAAGAAGUGUCUGAGUUUACGCCCUCCAAACCUCGGGAGAAGUGGCUCCGCAAGAGGACUCAUGUAAAGAUUAGGAACGUGACGGCCAACCACCGUGUGAACGACGCCGUGUUCACAGAAGACAGCCAGCAGGUGGUGACCGGCCGCUUUAUGUACGGCCCACUGGACAUGGUCACCCUGACCGGAGAGAAGGUUGACCUGUACAUCAUGACUCAGCCCCCGUCGGGGGAAUGGGUGUGCUUCAACACGGAGCUGACCAACAGCAGCGGCCGCGUGUCCUUUCUCCUUCCCGAGGACAGACGUCUGGGUGUGGGCGUCUACCCUGUCAAAAUGGUGGUCAGGGGCGACCAUACCUUUGCAGACAGCUACUUGACGGUCAUCCCUCGCGGCACAGAGUUUGUGGUGUUCAGCAUCGACGGCUCGUUUGCCGCCAGCGUCUCCAUCAUGGGCAGUGACCCCAAGGUGCGGGCGGGGGCUGUUGACGUCGUCAGGCACUGGCAGGAUUUGGGCUACCUGAUCAUCUACGUGACGGGCAGACCCGACAUGCAGAAGCAACGAGUGGUGGCUUGGUUGUCGCAGCACAACUUCCCUCACGGCAUCGUGUCCUUCUGUGACGGCCUGGUCCACGACCCGCUCAGACACAAAGCCAACUUCCUUAAGUCCUUGACAGAGGUUCACAUGAAGAUAUUCGCUGGUUACGGCUCGACCAAAGACAUCUCGGUCUACACGGCCAUCGGUCUGCCCGCAUCACACAUCUACAUCGUUGGAAGACCCUCCAAAAAGAUGCAACACCAGUGUCAGUUCAUCACUGAAGGUUACGCGUCCCACCUGUCCCAGCUGGAGUACAACCAGCGCUCCCGGCCGGCCAAGCCCAGCAGCACGCGCAUGGUGCUGCGCAAGGGCAGCUUCGGCGUGGGCGCCAACAGCGACUUCCUCAGGAAACGCAACCUGCUGCGCACCAUCUCCUCCCAGCCGGCCCCCAGCUCGCCCACCGCGGGGAGCGUCCACGUGCGCCCCGAGCGCACGCAGAGCCAGUCGGACAGCGAGCGUCUGGAGCGCGAGCGCCAGGAGCGUGUCCACGGCCAGGCGGCCACGCAGCGCAGCAUGAGCAUCACGGCCAGCUGCUGGGGGCGCAGCAGCACCAAGAUGGAGCCCGGGAUACUCAGCCCCAAAUGAGGCGGGAGACACGGCGCUGACGACGAACAGGUGCUCUUUUCACACACACAAUCAGACAUGCCGCACAGAUGUUUCCUCAGCUUCUCUCGGACCAAACCGACGCCAGAGUAGCGCCACGCUGUAUAAAGCUGCAAGCACAACUUUUAAUGCUGGAUGGGUCAAAACUUUUUCCACGUAAAAACAUUUAACUGCAGCCCCGCCCCCCCAGGAGAGUCAUGUGACUCCUUCCAGGUGAAUGUGCCAAAGUACUCAAGCAUGGAGCGCAAUAUCUGUGCGGGGACGCCACAUGACGAGAUGUACAGUAUGUUUGUACAUUAUAAAUAUUUAGAAUAUAAAUUAUGAAUAACGGUGCAGAACUGCUGUCUGCCGGUCCACUCCAGACCCACGUUAAGUGUCUUCUUUCUAUUCAGGAUGACACCUCCUCCUUAUUUAAGGACUUUGUUUUAAUGUGGAGGAAAAAUAUUAUUUUAUUAAAUGACUUUGGGAUUCUUUUUAUUCCUAUUACAGUACUGACCCGAAUAUAAGACCGCUCUAUUCUCUUUUCGGAAAACCACAAUAACAGCUCCAGACACGGUUUUUUUCAAUACUGAAUAUAUAUAUUUUAGUGCAGUGGUUCUCAACCUUUUUUCAGUGAUGUACCCCCUGUGAAGGUUUUUUUAAUUCAAGUACCCCCUAAUCAGAGCAAAGCAUUUUUGGUUGAAAAAAAGAGAUAAAGAAGUAAAAUACAGCACUAUGUCAUCAGUUUCUGAUUUAUUAAAUUGUAUAACAGUGCAAAAUAUUGCUCAUUUGUAGUGGUCUUUCUUGAACUAACAUAUUUUUCGGACUAUAAGUCACAGUUUUUUUUCAUAGUUUGGCCGGGGGUGCGACAUAUACUCCAGAGCGACUUAUGUGUGAAAUUAUUAACACAUUAACAUAAAAUAUCAAAUAAUAUUAUUUAUCUAAUUUGCGGAAGAGACAAAGAAAAUGUCAGCAAUCGUCACACACACAUCAACCAAUAAGCAUUUGGCAGGGGAGCGUCAUGGCAGAAGUGCAUUGUGGGAUGCUAACUGCUAACUGCUAUAUGCUACUGCCGUAGCUAUUAAAAUAGAUCAUUUCAUUGUUGGCGGUAACUUAUAAAAACUGAGAAGGGCUGAACAAAAAUGGCACCGAAAAGGAAAUCAUGUACUGCAGAUUACUAGCUGGACGUAGUGAAAUAUGCACCAGAAAACGACAAGUUGGCAGAGUUGUUUAGAAGCGACAUCGAGGAAGAAGAUUUCAUGGGAUUUAGCGAUUAGGAGUGACAGAUUGUUUGGUAAACAUAUAGCAUGUUCUAUAUGUUAUAGUUAUUUGAAUGACUCUUACCAUAAUAUGUUACGUUAACAUACCAGGCACCUUCUCAGUUGGUUAUUUAUGCCUCAUAUAACGUACACUUAUUCAGCCUGUUGUUCACUACGCUUUAUUUAUUUCAAAUUGCCUUUCAAAUCUUGGUGCUGGAUUUUAUCAAAUAAAUUUCUCCCAAAAUUGCGACUUAUACUCCAGUGCGACAUUUAUAUGUUUUUUUUCCUUCUUCAUUAUGCAUUUUCGGCCGGUGCGACGUAUACUCCGGAGCGACUUAAAAUCCGAAAAAUACGGUAUUUGGAAAAAAAGACAUAAAAAUAACUAAAAACCUGUUGAAAAUAAACGAGUGAUUCAAUUAUAAAUAAAGAUUUCUACACAUAGAAGUAAUAAUUAACUUAAAGUAACCUCUUUGGGGAUUGUAAUAGAGAUCCAUCUGGAUUCAUGGACUUUAAUUCUAAACAUUUCUUCAGAAAAAAAAAUUAUUUUAACAUCAAUAUUUAGGGAACAUGUCCACAAAAAAUUCAUGAACUUAAUUCUAAACAUUUCUUCACAAAAAAAGGAAUCUUUAACAUCAAUAUUUAUGGAACAUGUCCACAAAAAAAUCUAGCUGUCAACACUGAAUAUUGCAUUGUUGCAUUUUUUUUCGCAGUUUAUGAACUUACAUUCAUAUUUUGUUGAAGUAUUAUUCAAUAAAUAUAUUUAUAAAGGAUUUUUUGAAUUUUUGCUACUGGCUAUUUUUUAGAAUAUUUUUAAAAAUCUUACGUACCCCUUUGGCAUACCUUCAAGUACCACCAGGGGUACGCGUACCCCCAUUUGAGAACCACUGUUUUAGUGUUCACAUGGAUAUUGUUAUCCAUGCGGUAAAAAACAUUAUUUGGUGACGCAGCUUAAUAUUCAGUUAAAUAUAUUUAGUUAAAUGCCAUUUUUAUGUUCUUUUAUAUCUGCUUCUGAAAUAUACUUUGCACGUAUAAACCUAUUUCAACACAUCUUUUUCCGGGGCACAUAAUGUCUUAUCUUCAGGUCAAUUGUAUUUUCACUGCUUAUUUUUAUUUUUGGGGCACAGUUUUGUCAUUGUUUUCUUGCCAAUCACCACACUUGUGUUCUAUUUAUUAUCAUUAUUACUAUAGUAUAUAUUGUCAUUUUAAGCUAUUUUGGAAUUCUGGGAAGGGGCUUCUCUCUCUUUCUCUAUCUCUCUCUCUCUUUCUCUUUCUCUCUCUCUGCUUUAUCCUCCAGUGUUGAAUGUGCUCCUUUAUGUCUCUUUUAAAAGACCUAAAGUUGUAAAUGUAGUGUAUAAAAAAUGUCCGAACACAGCGAUGAGACUUGAUGAUGAUGAUUUUAAUAACAAUGAGGCACGUCCCAAAGUGACUGCAAUGGACCAACCACAUGGGCGCUAAUGUAAAAGGGAAAAUGUGCAAUAUUUCCAAGGAUUUAUUGAUCACCACCAGGUCCAACACGCUGCAUCCCAGUGCUAUGACAAUCACUCCAAUCAGGAUGAUCACCACUCCCGCUUGCACCACAAAUUUCGCUCACGACUGUACUGUUUGGUCAACUGUACUGGGACAUAACAACACACUUUCCUUACAGCAGGGGUGUCCAAACUUUUUCCACAGAGGGCCGCACAUGGAAAAAUUUAAGCAUGCGGGGGGCAUUUUGAUAUUUUUCAUUUUCAAACCAUAACAAAAUAUAUGGAUUUUUUUUUUUUAUCCUUAGGGCUUAGGGAGCAUAGAGUGUCUCGGUCACUAAAAUUUUAAAAAUAAGUCAAAUUAUUAUUUUUUUUACUUUAUUUAAUGCUUACAGUAAAUCUCUAUAUCAACUUGAGGUUGAUAUAAAGUAAAACAAAUAAGGUUUUAUGCUUUUUCUGUCAAAGACAACUUUUGUUUUUUAUAGUAAAACUGAAAUAUGCAGUAUUUAGAUAGAUAGAUAGAUAGAUAGAUAGAUAGUACUUUAUUGAUUCCUUCAGGAGAGUUCCUUUAUAUAGCAAUUAAAGCCCUAAAAGAUCAAUAAUGCAGAACACCAUUGAUUUUAUUAAUAAUAUAUUUUUGAGUAAUCACAGUGAAAAGUUAAAUAAUAUCCUACUAAAUAUAUUUGAGAUCCGAAAGGUUCCUCACUCAUAAAGUGAUGCCUUUGUAUUAUUAUUUUUUUACUUUUAACACUUAAAUUUUAAGAUCAACUUCCGAUAAAUCUGUCGAUUUUAAGUUUGAACUAUUAUUUUGUUUGUUUUAUGCUCUUUUGUCAAAACUUUGAUGUUUUUAUAUGGCAACCACACAACAUAUGCAAUAUUUUUCCACAUAAAACAUUUUAUAGUGAUAAUUUUUAAGUAACAAUUCUUUAUAACAUAGAUUUUUUUGUCUUUUUUUUUGAGCAAUGGAAAAAAAAGAACAUAAAGACAAAAGGAAAAAAAACUGCCUGCGUGGAAGCUGUGUGUGAACAUUGCCACUUUUUCACAUUAGAUUUCACCUCAUUCCACUUUUUUAAAUGUUUUUUUUUUUUAAUUUUUCCAAUACUAUCAAUUUCGCAAUUUUUGCAGAAUGUGUGGCGGGCCGGUCAACUUUUAGCUAUGGGCCGCAAAUGGCCCCCGGGCCGCACUUUGGACACCCCUGCCUUACAGUCUUUUUUUGUGCUAGACGCUCAUUAUGGACAGAAGCAUCGGGAACCGCAACACCAACUAAUUUGGUCGGUCCCAAUACUUUUGUCCGUGUAGGCUGGCACAAAUCUGUGAAGAUAUGAAGUCAAUUUGGUCUUGUGAGUAAAAAUAAAUACUGCCGUAAUUAUGCUGAUGAGGGUUGAAGUGACAAGAGAUCAGAUUGAGUUGAAUCGUCUGCCCAGCUCAUUUAACUUAGAGGCCUUAAGUUGUUUUCUUUGCCUUUUGUCCAUUAUGUAUCACAACAGCUGCACAUAUAUGGACAAGCAAGUCUUAUUUCAAACUAGCUAACAAUAAAACACACAAGUCACAGUGCAAUGACGACGACGCUUGGCAAAUAUUUCUAUUGUACAGGGUGUGUAUGUGUGUGUAUUUUGUAGGUUUGGGAUAACCUCUCACUUGAUUUCCAUUCCCUUGUUUUUAUGCAGUGUAUAAAGAACAUCGAUCCAUGCAAACAAUCA